CGGGAUAAAGGUUUCCAUGGCAAGCAGGGGCGUUUUGUGGUAGCAAGUUAGAAAGCACCGCUCCUGACGUCAUCCAAGUGUCAGCAGACAGCUGGAAUAAACAUGAAAGUUUAGGCUUUUCCGCCAGCGUUUUUAUUUCAAAUCGUUUUAGCAUCUUGGUGUUUUUGAAAACAGUAAAGAAUGGAACAGCCAGCGCCCAAAAGCAAGUUGAAAAAGCUGAGUGAAGACAGCUUAACGAAGCAGCCAGAAGAAGUAUUUGAUGUUCUAGAAAAGCUGGGUGAAGGAUCCUAUGGCAGUGUUUACAAAGCAAUACAUAAGGAAUCUGGUCAAGUGGUUGCAAUCAAACAAGUGCCUGUUGAAUCAGAUCUUCAAGAAAUUAUAAAAGAAAUUUCAAUAAUGCAGCAGUGUGACAGUCCGUAUGUAGUAAAGUACUAUGGCAGCUAUUUCAAGAAUACUGACCUGUGGAUUGUUAUGGAGUACUGUGGAGCAGGUUCUGUAUCUGACAUUAUCAGACUGAGAAAUAAAACGCUUACAGAAGAUGAGAUAGCAACCAUUCUGAAGUCAACACUUAAAGGACUAGAGUAUCUUCAUUUUAUGAGGAAAAUUCACAGAGACAUCAAAGCUGGAAAUAUUCUUCUGAAUACAGAGGGACAUGCAAAACUAGCUGACUUUGGUGUUGCUGGGCAGCUAACAGACACAAUGGCUAAACGUAAUACUGUCAUUGGCACCCCAUUCUGGAUGGCACCAGAAGUUAUUCAAGAAAUUGGUUAUAACUGCGUGGCCGACAUCUGGUCGUUAGGCAUUACUUCAAUAGAAAUGGCUGAAGGCAAGCCACCGUAUGCUGAUAUUCAUCCAAUGAGGGCUAUUUUUAUGAUUCCCACAAACCCACCUCCUACAUUCAGGAAGCCGGAGCUGUGGUCUGACGAGUUCACUGAUUUUGUAAAGAAAUGUCUAGUGAAGAACCCAGAGCAGAGAGCUACUGCAACUCAGCUUUUACAGCAUCAGUUUAUUAAGAAUGCUAAGCCUGUGUCCAUUCUACGGGAUCUAAUAACAGAAGCCAUGGAGAUCAAGACCAAAAGACACCUGGAGCAACAGAGGGAAUUAGAAGAGGAGGAGGACAAUUCGGAUGAAGAGAUUGAAGUAGAUUCCCACACCAUGGUAAAAACCAGCUCAGAAAGCGCAGGCACAAUGAGGGCUACCAGUACGAUGAGUGAUGGGGCCCAGACAAUGAUCGAACACAACAGCACCAUGCUAGAGUCCGACCUGGGGACGAUGGUCAUUAACAGUGAUGAGGAGGAGGAGGAUGAGGAGGAGGAGGAUGGCACCAUGAAAAGAAAUGCUACUUCACAACAAGCACAACGACCUUCCUUCAUGGAUUACUUUGACAAGCAGGAUUCGAAGAAUAAAGCUCAUGAAAACUUCAAUCAAAACAAGCCGGAGCCUUACCAUAUAGCAAAGAAUAUCUUCCCGGAUAAUUGGAAGGUUCCACAGGAUGGUGACUUUGACUUUUUGAAGAACCUGAGUUUUGAAGAGCUACAGAUGAGACUAACCGCCCUGGACCCCAUGAUGGAGCGUGAGAUCGAGGAGCUGCGCCAGCGAUACACAGCAAAGCGACAGCCCAUCCUGGAUGCCAUGGACACCAAGAAGCGCAGGCAGCAGAAUUUCUAAAGGAUGCCCCGGACAUUCCUACAGACUGCAAAUGCAGAAUGUAUACUGGCUACCUUAAAACACAGAUCAUUUGUAUUAAAGGGCGCCACUAAAGCAGCUGUUUCUAUCUCCAACCAUCUUAAUUAUCCACACUAUACGGACAGUAGAAAAUGUUAAGUUGUUCUUAAAAUGCAUUUAAAUGAAGGUUUGAAAAAGAUACAAGAUUCUGGGCAUUCUUAUUCUUUUUUUUUUUUUUGGUUAGUUACUGUUGACCAUCUUUCAAUCUUUUUAGUAACGCAUUGCGGAACAAUGGGAUUCCUAGAGACACACGGAAGUACAAGCCAAAGACAUUUGUCUAGGAAACCUAUUGCACAAGCAACAGGAACAGCAGAUUAAGAUUGGGUGCCUUUUUUAGACUUUUUAGUCUCUUUGUUUUUGUGUACUGCUUUAUCUGGUUGGCACUGCAGCACUCCUCCAUUCAGGUAACAAACACUGGGGAAAAAGGCCAGACUGUGGAAUGUUAGCUUAAAAGGGUAAUAACCAAGGCUUCUGUAUAAAUAAUAAACUUCUAAUAAUAUCUUUCAUUCACACAACAACUUUUUGGUAUUAAACUUUUCUUGCCGAAUUGCAGUAUGGAGCAAAACAUUGAUGACAUUGUUGACAGUGUACAUAUUGAAUCCAGCAGGUGUGGGAGUCUUGAGUGAUGACAGAAGCAUCAGGAAUUAACACCCACUUCAGUUGCUGAAUCUCAAAAUGUAUACCAGUAGAGGAAAAAGCUUGUGAAUUCAGGCUCUGCUUGUAGACUGUUGGCAACAAUGCCAUAACGUUGCUUUUUAUUUAAAAUUUGAAUGCUGGUUAAAUUGAUUGCAGAGCAAUUCCCAUGGCCACUCCCACUUUCCAAUUCCAAUGCACAGUACAUCAGUCGAGGUUCAUCCUGAAUUGUAUUGCAUCCAUGAAGUAAAGGUAUUUGGACCUGCCUUUGCUUUUGAAGUUGUAAAUAAGUGAAAUCUGUGCUUGCUUUUAAUUGUUACAGCUAGUUAGUCUAAUCUGACUGCUGUACUGCAGGUAUAGGUUUUUCUUUCAUUCCUAAAACCUGUGACUAAACCAACUGGUUUCGUUUCAUUUAGUGCCCUUAUAAAUUCAGCUGCUGUCAAGCUCUGAAUAAUAUUUAUUUUAAAUGUUUUUGCUGUGACUGUGGAACUGUUGCUCUUCAAUUGGUUAUUAUAUCCCAUCAGGUUAGCCGCUAGUUUCUAUAUCUAAAGUGAAAAGUUAAAUCUGAAUCAAUUAGUUUAGCUCCAAGAUAAUUAGGGAUAUAGCUAACCUGGGGAGCAGAAUAAAAUGAGAGGGCACUGGCCACAAUGUUGUUAAGUGGAUGAGAGUUAAGAAUGCUUUUCAAGCCUUUAUUACCCCUUUUAAAAAAACAAGUGGGGCAACAAUAAUGUGUAAUGGAUUUAGAAAUAGGAUAAUUAGCUCCUUACAGGGACCAAUUGGUAUGUUGAACAUGCAGUCACAGUAGCUUUAAGUUUAUUUCUGUAAUUAAUGUAUGUUUCCUAUGUGUUGUCUGUUAAAUAAAUUGUUCUUUUAAAA
Molecule: messenger RNA, 3234 nt
Organism: Acipenser ruthenus (sterlet)
Lineage: Eukaryota; Metazoa; Chordata; Actinopteri; Acipenseriformes; Acipenseridae
Product: serine/threonine-protein kinase 3-like
Exons: 11
Coding region: 181-1668 (495 amino acids)
Biological process (GO): intracellular signal transduction; protein phosphorylation; regulation of MAPK cascade
Cellular component (GO): cytoplasm
Molecular function (GO): ATP binding; protein serine/threonine kinase activity
Source: RefSeq, a predicted model, not a curated record